AUGGAUCACACGACCUUUAUUGCGUUUCUUUCGAUAAUCGUGGUGUUGACUUUAACUUUUAACGGACUGGCCAUAUUUGGUUUACUUAAGCAAAGAAGAUACUUGUCAACAUAUGACAUUACAUUGCUAUUUCUAAUGUUUAUCGAGUUUCUUCAAGCAAUCAUUGGUUAUCCAAUUGAAUUGUUCACAAAAUUUAAAGAUGGAGGAUUUUUGUGUAAUAUAGCUGGGUAUUCAACAACAAGUCUAGCUCUUGUUUCAAUAUUACUUCUGGUAGCGUUAGCUUUAAUGAGAGUCAUAUCAGUGAUGUAUCCUUUCAAGUCACGCCUGUUGUUAAACUCUAAGAAGAGCAGCCUGUAUUUUAUUGUACCAUCAACCUUAUACGGAUUUGCAUGGGGUACCUUUCCCCUUCUUGGUUGGAGUAAAUAUUCCCCUGAGCUUAACAGCGACAGAACAUGCUCUGUAGAUUUAAUUAGCCGAAACAAAAAUACUCUUUCUUACCUGUAUGCUUUAAUGAUCGCAUGCUACUUUAUACCAUUAACCGUUAUCUUUCUUACUGCUUUGGGAAUUGGUAAAAAACUAUGGGGACGCACGAUGAGUCUGGCUGCUGAACAAGAGCAAGUAAAAGUGGCAAGGGCGCGAACGGAAAAGAGAAUGGCAUUGUUUUUAUUUCUUGUCAUAGCGGCAUUUGUGAUUGCUUGGACUCCCUAUGCAUUGAUGAUAUUUCUUAUAUCGCUUGGUGGAAAUGUGACCACGACUUGGCUUGAUUUUUCAGCUCUUCUUGCUAAAAGCUCCACUUUCUAUAAUCCUGUAAUUUACAUAUUUAUGCACAAAAGAAGCCGUGUUGCUGUUUUCAAAUUUUUAGGAUCCAUAACUGAAACAAACAACAAUACUAUAGACUCCGGUUUACCUAAUCCUUACAGAAAAAGAUGUGACACCAACGUAACCGUAGUCAGUUUUUCUCAACACAUACUAACUGAUAGGCACGAGUAUGUUAGAUAACUUUUACCUGGUUGUCAGACACUUUAAACAGAAUG
Hydractinia symbiolongicarpus is the source of this 1034-nucleotide messenger RNA. RefSeq names its product green-sensitive opsin P521-like. Gene Ontology annotation, cellular component: membrane. The transcript has a single exon. Gene Ontology annotation, molecular function: G protein-coupled receptor activity. The coding region runs from base 1 to 999 and encodes 332 amino acids. The record is from RefSeq and is a predicted model, not a curated record. Lineage: Eukaryota; Metazoa; Cnidaria; Hydrozoa; Anthoathecata; Hydractiniidae. Gene Ontology annotation, biological process: G protein-coupled receptor signaling pathway.